AUGACGCCCAACAACACCAACCCAAACCCCCUCACCUACCACGCUCCCGCGCACCCCCGUCUCGCAACCCGCGCCGACCCCAGCCCGUACGGCGGCCCUGACCCCGACGAUGACGAGUGGGAUGAUCUGUCCGACUGCGAUGACGACGAUGAAGACACACCUGAUGAUGAUGAUGAUGAUGAUGAUGAUGACGAUGACGAGGAGGACAAGGAGGGGUAUUAUAUUGUUGAUGAGGGGAGUAUCCGCCACAAGCAGCCUCAGCGUGCUGAUGAGCCUGGUGAUCGCCAUGGGAACAAUGGUAACGAUACCGGGAACGGUACCGAUACCGGGAACGGUACCGAUACCCGUAAUGAUGGUGAUAAGGAGGAUGAAGAGGAGAAGAAAGGGAAGAAGGGAGAAGAAGAGGUCGAGGACAACGACUGGGUCCGCGAUGGAUAUGCCGUCUACGACGAGGACCUAGACGGGGAGGGCGUAGCCGUUGAACACCCCGAUGAAGACGAAGAUGAAGACGAAGACUGGAGCUACGACGGGGAUGAUGAGGAUGAUGGGGAUGCUGAAGAGGCCGACGACAACAACAACGACAACGAUGGCAACGAAGUCUUCUGGGACGCCGGUGAGUGGGACUUUGGUGGGGAUGGAGAGGACGGUAUGGAUGUUGAUGUUGAUGUUGAUGCCGAGACGGGUGGUGUUUUGGUUGGGGGCUGGGAUGCUCAGGCUUUGGAAGGGUCUGGAGUUGGGGUUGAUAGGAGUAUUGGGGUCGGUCAGGGGGUUCAUCACGGACAGGGAGAUGGGCAGAACAGUCUGGACAACACUGGUCUAGAUCUCGCUGCUCUUUUCGGUCGUGGGCCCGCGGAUGAGCUGCUCACGCUUCUUGGAGCUGGGCAAAAUGGUGUCUCUAACCUCGGCCGGAACCCAAACCAUAACCGUGCCAACGACAGCUUUAUCGACUUCAUCCACACCUACCAUAGCCGGCGGGCGAAUCACCGUGGCAUCGGCUGA
This is a messenger RNA of Dichotomopilus funicola, 999 nucleotides long. RefSeq lists its product as uncharacterized. The transcript has 2 exons. The coding region runs from base 1 to 999 and encodes 332 amino acids. The record is from RefSeq and is a predicted model, not a curated record. NCBI's taxonomy places the organism in Eukaryota, Fungi, Ascomycota, Sordariomycetes, Sordariales, Chaetomiaceae.